This is a messenger RNA of Mangifera indica (mango), 1011 nucleotides long. RefSeq names its product ent-kaurenoic acid oxidase 1-like. NCBI's taxonomy places the organism in Eukaryota, Viridiplantae, Streptophyta, Magnoliopsida, Sapindales, Anacardiaceae. The transcript is spliced from 7 exons. Gene Ontology annotation, biological process: brassinosteroid homeostasis; multicellular organism development; brassinosteroid biosynthetic process. Gene Ontology annotation, molecular function: heme binding; oxidoreductase activity, acting on paired donors, with incorporation or reduction of molecular oxygen; monooxygenase activity. The record is from RefSeq and is a predicted model, not a curated record. Bases 107 to 937 code for a protein of 276 amino acids.
UUAAAAUUCACUUGUGAAGUGAUUUAAUAUCCCCUGUUUGCAGGUGACUUUCGAGAAUAUUGGAAAUUUUUUCGCAAGCUUUGAACCAGGGCCUCUUCUGGAAACCAUGGAUAAGUUGUUUGCCGGGUUGCUUGGUGGAUUUAGAGCUCAACCGUAUAAAAUUCCCGGAACUGCUUAUCACCAUGCCUGUCAGUGUAGGAAAAAGCUGGAAGCAAUGUUUAGGGUAGAGCUGGAGAAGAAGAAGAAAAAGAAUGAAAGUGGAGUUGAGGCAAUAAAUGAUUUAAUGGAUGGGCUGAUGCAAAUUGAAGAUGAGGAAGGCAAUAAGUUAAGUGACCAAGAGGUUGUGGACAAUAUUGUCAGCCUUGUUAUUGGGGGAUAUGAAUCUACUACUGUUGCAUCAAUGUGGGCUGUUUAUUAUCUCGCCAAGUACCCUAAUGUCCUUGAAAGGCUCCGGGAAGAGAAUAUGGCCCUACGCAAGAACAAGAAAGGGGAUUACAUUACGCAUGAAGAUGUUUCUAAAUUGGAAUACACCAACAAGGUGGUGGAGGAAACAAUUAGAAUGGCCAAUAUAGCCUCACUUCUUUUCAGAUUGGCUACCGAAGAAGUAGAAUACCAAGGUUAUAAAAUACCAAAGAACUGGAAAGUAAUUUUGUGGCUUCGGUACCUCCAUAGAGAUCCAGAAAACUUUGAUGAUCCCAUGUGCUUUAAUCCUGAUAGAUGGAAUGAACCAGCAAAACCGGGUACCUAUCAGGUUUUUGGUACUGGAAUUAGAACCUGUCCUGGAAACAUGCUUGCUCGGUUACAAAUUGCACUGUUUAUUCACCAUUUGUCAGUUGGAUACAAGUGGGACUUACUGAAUCCGGAUGCGAAGAUGUCUUAUCUUCCGAAUGCAAAACCAAUUGACGGGGUCGAGAUCAUCAACUUCACCCACUUAUAAUAUUGCUGAUUUACACUUAUUAAUAUAUCAGCUUUCUUGUGUAAUAUGGCUUUCUAUUCUAAUAAUGAAACUCU